This is a messenger RNA of Lucilia sericata (common green bottle fly), 2577 nucleotides long. RefSeq lists its product as uncharacterized. The coding region runs from base 1 to 2577 and encodes 858 amino acids. The transcript has 8 exons. Gene Ontology annotation, biological process: cell differentiation; anatomical structure development; regulation of transcription by RNA polymerase II. Gene Ontology annotation, molecular function: nuclear receptor activity; zinc ion binding; RNA polymerase II cis-regulatory region sequence-specific DNA binding. Lineage: Eukaryota; Metazoa; Arthropoda; Insecta; Diptera; Calliphoridae. The record is from RefSeq and is a predicted model, not a curated record.
AUGUUCCAGAUAAGAGGUGCCCGUGUUCAUGUUCCCGAACCAUCAGUAAAUUGUCAUAAGAGAGUUAAUUGGAAUUGCCGUACUUCAUUCCAUCUUGUAUCAACUUUUGGUAAAAUUCUGCCCAUUACUUUAGCAGUUGUGGACGUCAAAGAGAUUCAACAUGAAGAAUUCAGUUUUGAAAGAAUUCACUCUGAAACUACUACGGUGUUGGUUGUUCAUGAAUUUAUAUCAUUUCCCUUAAGAAUAGGAGACUUGAUAAGAUUUGUACUCAGAGGUGAAUUCAACACGAUCGGUGAUCGAUUGUUGGAUAUACCCUGCAAAGUAUGUGGUGAUCGUAGUUCCGGUAAACAUUAUGGGAUUUACAGUUGUGAUGGUUGUUCCGGUUUCUUUAAACGCAGCAUCCAUCGUAAUCGCAUUUACACUUGUAAAGCAACUGGUGAUAUGAAGGGCCGUUGUCCCGUAGAUAAAACUCAUCGUAAUCAAUGUAGAGCAUGUCGUUUAGCAAAAUGUUUUCAAUCUGCCAUGAAUAAAGAUGCGGUUCAACAUGAAAGGGGACCACGCAAGCCUAAACUACAUCCUCAGCUGCAUCAUCAACAUCCAGCUCAUCAUCAUGCCCAUCAUCAUCAUUUGAAUGGUUUAGCGGGCCAUCCUCAUGGUCCCUAUCAUGCCGCCCACUUGCCGGUAUCUUUAGUUACCAAUGUCUCAGCUUCUUUUAAUUAUACUUCACAUAUAUCGACACAUCAUCCAGCGGCUGGUUUUCAUGGACCUCAUCAUCCUACAGCUUUUCAUCAUCCUGGACAUGGUCCCAAUGCCAAUGGAGGAGGACAACAUGUGGCUCCACCUCAUUUACCCUUUCCUCCUCACUUACUGCCUCAAAUGCAUCAUAAUCUUAUAGCGGAGGCUACCAGUAAAUUGCCCGGCUUGGCGGGUACUGCAGUCACAAACAACAAUCUAGUGCCUACUUCUUCAGCCGCCACAAGUUUGCCAGCACUUAAUCAUCAAAACCAAAGCAAUGCAGUACCUACCUAUGAUCUCACUAAUAGUCGUGGUGAUGGUUCUUCGGCAGGUAGUGCUGGAGCUGGCAGUACCACCAGUUUAGAAUUCUAUAAUAAAACUAUGAAUCAAAACUAUUCAUCACCCUCGCCCACAGCUUCCAUACAAUCAAUAUCAUCGGUGGGAGGUCGUUCUUCGUUGGGCAGUGAAUCGCCCAGAGUAAAUGUUGAAACUGAAACCCCCUCCGCCACACCACCUCCGCUAUCACCCUCAAAUUCACCAGGACCACAAGAACCCCUAUCACCUACGGAUACCAAUCAUACUACAAGUUCUCAUUCGCCCAUUAUAUUAAAUAGUCCACUUAGUUUGAGCCAUCAUCAACUACAUCAACAUCACAAUAACAACAAUAAUAACAACAACUCAUCAUAUAACAAUCGUAAUUUAAAUCUACACAAUGCCUCACCCUGUUCGUCGCCUACACGUUUGGCUCAAUCACCAUUACAUCUGACAGCCUUUACACACAUACAGAAACGUUCAUCGCCCCCCACUUUACACACUAUAGCAUCCCUACAAUCAUCAAACCCUCAUAUUGGUUUAGUAGCACUACCACCAACUUCCCUUCAUCAAACUGCAGCCACUUCAACACCUACCACUUGUCUGACAACCAACCAACAAACAUUAGGCCAACAGCAACCACCACCUCCGCCUCCUUCUACGUCUACAACAUCAUCUUCCUCGACAGCUUCGCAUAGCCAGCAUACACAAGCUGCUGCUGCUUUGUAUGCUGCACGUCAAAAUGGUUUCAUUGAAUUGCUCUUAAGUCCGGAUAAAUGUCAGGAAAUCAUUCAAUAUCAAGUACACAAUUCCAUUUUAUUUCCACCGUUGCCACAACAAUUAAUUGGUUUGGAUUCACGUUUGCUGUCCUGGGAAAUGUUGCAGGAGACUACGGCUCGUUUAUUGUUUAUGGCUGUGCGUUGGGUGAAAUGUUUAAUGCCAUUUCAAACCCUGUCAAGGAGUGAUCAAAUAUUAUUGUUGCAGGAAUCCUGGAAAGAACUUUUCCUUCUCAACUUAGCCCAAUGGAUUACACCUCUCGAUCUGGCACCUAUUUUUGAAUCACCCAUAAUCAAAGAGCGUCUACCACAAGAUGAUAUAACCGAAACGGAAAUUAAGACAAUACAAGAUGUACUCCUAAGAUUUCGACAAAUUGCACCCGAUGGCAGUGAAGUGGGUUGCAUGAAGGCUAUAGCACUUUUUACACCCGAUGUACCUGGUCUAUGUGAAAUACAGCCUGUAGAAAUGUUACAAGAUCAGGCACAAUGUAUAUUAACCGAUCAUGUUAGACUGAGAUAUCCCAGACAAGCUACACGUUUUGGUCGUUUAUUACUACUGUUGCCUUCCUUAAGAACUAUACGAGCCUGUACUAUAGAGAGUUUGUUCUUUAAGGAGACAAUUGGUAAUGUGCCUAUAGCCAGAUUGUUAAGAGAUAUGUAUACCAUGGAACCAACAGCAGCGACGAAUAUAGGGGCCGUGGGAGCAGGAGGUCUUAGUGGGAGCUUGAAUGGUGUUCAACAGCAGGAGAAGUAA